AUGAGAAUCUCCGCUAUCUUCGUCCUGGCUUCUGCCACCGCCGCCAUGGCCGCCAACUACACUCCUGCUCUCUUCGCUCGUCAGUCGACUGGCACCGUUUGCUCCAACGGAGAGUCCGUCUGUGGUUCUGGAUGUUACGACCCCACCGCCUACCUCUGCUGUGGUGAGCAGGGUCAGGUCUGCCCUACUGGCAACUACUGCGCCAGUGCCAACCGCUGUUGCCCUAUCGGUGCCAACUGCGACGGCCAGGGUACCUCCACUGCCAGCGGUGUUUCUGCCACUGCCAUUCAAUCUGGAUCCACCAUUCUCGGAAGCUGUAAGUCUAUCAAUUUCUUUCUGACAUCCAGCGCCACAGCCGCCUCUUCUGCCGCAAGCAGUGCUAGCUCCAGCAUGUCUUCGGCUGCUUCCUCUGCUUCUUCCUCGGGAUCAUCGGCUGCUUCUAGCAUGUCUAGCUCUGCUUCGUCAGCUGCUUCUUCCGCUUCCAAGUCCGCUUCUUCCGCCUCGAAGUCUGCUUCUUCUGCCGCUUCCUCUGCCUCCAAGUCUGCUUCGUCUGCCUCAAGCUCGGCUGCUGCCACUUCUUCCGGCGCUGCUGUUGCUGGCCAGGCUACCAACUUCGGUCUGGCCCUUCUCGGUCUUGCUGCCCUCAUCUAA
Molecule: messenger RNA, 651 nt
Organism: Aureobasidium namibiae CBS 147.97
Lineage: Eukaryota; Fungi; Ascomycota; Dothideomycetes; Dothideales; Saccotheciaceae
Exons: 2
Coding region: 1-651 (216 amino acids)
Source: RefSeq, a predicted model, not a curated record